UCAACCGCAACAACCAAUACACCAUGGGAGGAGAAACACAUCUCAAGAUGGGCCCCUCGCCCACAUACCCGAAGCUUGCAGCUGGUCCUGUAGGCAAGAAGAUCCACAACAUCUACGCUGACCGGCUGCGUAUGUUCAUGAGCGACGGCCAGUACAGAGAGCAGAACCUCCCGCCGAAGAUCAUUGACGCUAGUGCCUCUGGCGCUGAAUGGAUCAAGCUCUCCGUAUACUCCCCGCCCGACCUCUCGCGCCCGACCUUCAAAGAAGCCACCUCGCAUGAUUUCACACCCACGAGCGUCGGCAAAGCAUUCGGCCCCAGUUGGUCGACGCAUUGGUUCCGCAUCCAAUUGACCGUGCCGAAGGAGCUCAAGGACAAGGAGCAUCUCGAGUUCCGGUGGGAUGCGAACAACGAGGGCUUGAUUUGGACCGAGUCUGGCGACGUUAUCCACGGCCUAACUGGCGGUGGGGAGAGAGUGGAAUGGGUGCUCCCGGAGUCAUACAGAGAUGGGAAGGAGCAUGUCUUUUACAUCGAGAUGGCGUGCAACAAGAUGUUUGGGAAUGCGCCCGGCGGAGACUCGAUUCAGCCUCCAAGUUCGGAUACCUACUUCCAGCUGCAUACGGCUGAUAUUGUGGCUAUCAAUCUUGAAGCUCGAGGACUUUACUUUGAUUUCUGGGAGAUCGGAGAUGCGUCUCGAGAGUUCCCAGGCGACUCAUGGGAGUCCCACAAAGCUGGUGUGAUUGGCAACUCCAUUAUGGACACUUUCAUUGCUGGCAAUGGAAGCAAUGAAGCCAUCAAGGAGUGCCGGAAGAUCGCCCGGAAGUACUUGGGUGACAAAGUCGACUCUGAAAAGGUCUACGGCGGCGACCAAGAAGCUAUCGUCAGCGGCAUUGGACACUGCCACAUCGAUACCUGCUGGCUGUGGCCAUGGGCGGAAACGAAGCGCAAAGUCGCACGCUCGUGGUCGAACCAAUGCGACCUCAUUGAUCGGUACCCCGAGCUACGGUUCUGCGCUUCGCAGGCACAGCAGUACAAAUGGCUGGAGACGCUGUACCCGGGAGUCUUUGACCGCGUGAAGCAAAAGGUCAAAGAAGGCACAUUCCAACCUAUUGGAGGCAGCUGGGUGGAGCACGACACGAACAUGCCUAGCGGAGAAUCGCUCGUCCGUCAAUUCGUGGCUGGACAACGCUUCUUCGAGAGUCGUUUUGGCCAGCGAUGCAAAACCUUCUGGCUUCCGGACACAUUUGGGUACUCCACUCAGCUACCACAAAUCUGCCAGCUGGCUGGUAUGAGCAGGUUCUUCACACAGAAGCUGAGCUGGAACAACAUCAACAACUUCCCCCACACGACCUUCAACUGGGUUGCUCUCGACGGUAGUCAGGUCAUCUGCCAUAUGGCUCCAUCCGAGACCUACACCGCAGAGGCUAACUUUGGGGAUGUCAAGCGUAGUGUCACGCAGCACAAAUCGCUAGACCAAGAUCACACGUCGCUUCUUGUCUUUGGCAAGGGUGACGGUGGAGGAGGACCAACCUACCAGCACAUUGAAAAGUUGCGACGAUGCAGAGGCAUCAGCGACAAGGUAGGCCUUUUGCCUCGCCUCAAGCUUGGCGGCUCUGUAGACGACUUCUUCGAUAAGUUAGAAAAGAAGAUUGAAGAUGGUACUGAUUUGGUCACCUGGUACGGAGAGCUCUAUUUCGAGCUUCAUCGUGGGACAUACACCACACAGGCAAACAACAAGCGAAACAACCGAUAUUCGGAGAUUUUGCUUCAUGACCUUGAGUACCUAGGUACCCUUGCAAGCAUCAAGGAUUCAGAGUAUAAAUACCCGAAAUCAGAGAUCGAUGAGAUGUGGGAAAAUGUCUUGCUCUGCCAAUUCCACGAUUGUCUACCGGGCAGUUCUAUCGAAAUGUGCUAUGACGACUCAGAUGAGCUAUACGCAAAGGUCUUCGCUACAGGUGAAAAACUCCUGAAGGGUGCCAUGAAAGCGCUCGGCUUUGGCCAUCCCAAAGAAACAACGACAGGAAAACUGAUUGGACUAAACACCCUCCCCUGGUCUCGUACAGAGCUGGUCAAACCUGCGAACGUGCUCGAACCUUACCAUCUCGUCAACGGCGACGGCAUACUAGACGUCCGCCCCAUGCUCUCCGCCUACCCCGCUACCUCCGCCUCCAUCAAAGAAACUAGCCAGGGCGUUUAUGAACUCUCUAACAGUCAAUUCAAAGUCGAAGUCUCCGACGGCGUCAUCACUUCCCUCUACGACCUCGCUGCCAAGCGCGAAGUCAUCCCCAAAGGCAAAAAGGGCAACCAGCUGGUCAUCUUCGACGACAAGCCGCUCUACUGGCAAGCAUGGGACGUCGAAGUCUACCACCUCGACUCGCGGAAGGAACUACACGCCGCCAAAACCUCCAUCACCGAGUCCGGCCCGCACCGCGCCUCCGUCGAGGUUGAAACGAAGAUCAGCGAGCACAGCUGGAUCAAAACCACCAUCUCGCUCGCCGCAGCCAUCGGCGACAACCCUAGCUACGUCGAAAUGAGCAGCGAAGUCGAGUGGCGCGAGACAAUGAAGUUCCUGAAAGUCGAGUUCCCAGUGGACAUCGUGAACCAAGAAGCCUCUUACGAGACUCAAUUCGGCAUCGUGCGCCGCCCAACCCAUUACAACACGACGUGGGACAUGGCCAAGUUCGAGGUGUGCUGCCACAAGUGGGCGGAUCUGAGCGAGGCCGGGUACGGCGUGAGUAUCCUGAACGAGUCGAAGUACGGGUUUGCGACGUGUGGGGAUUUGAUGCGGUUGAGUUUGCUGCGAGCGCCGAAAGCUCCAGAUGCGCAUGCUGAUAUGGGCCGCCACCACAUCCGCUACGCUAUCCUCCCGCACACCGGCCCCCUCUCCACCCUGACCAUCCGCACCGCCCGUGCCUUCAACUCCCCGCUGCACCUCGGCACGCACGCCUCCCCCGCUAGCAUCGCGCCGCUGCUCUCCUCCCUCCGUAUCUCGGGCGCCGACAACCUCGUCCUCGAUACCGUGAAGCGCGGAGAGGAUGACAAAGAUAUGCCGUCUAUCGGCCUACCGCUGCGGAAAGAUCGCAGCGUUAUUGUACGCAUGUACGAUGCGAUGGGUGGGAAGAGCAGGGGCGUCCUGAGUUGGGGCGUGUUGGACGUGAAGAGGGUGGAGAAGUGUAAUGUGCUUGAGGAUGACGGCGAGGAGAUCAGCAUUGUGGAGACCGAGGUGCUGGUCGACGGGGAGAGGACGAGUAAGGGGGUUGAGAUUGAGGUGAGAGCCUUUGAGGUGGCGACGUAUCGGUUGGUUUUGGCGGAUUAGGUUGUGCUGGGGGAGGGUGUAGAUAUGAGGAAGCUAAACUCCGACCAAUGUGCCAUGCUACUCUAUCACAACUACUUUGCAGCCUGGCCCAACCCGCCUAUAAUCGACCCCAUACUAUAUCUACUUGAAACGCAUAUACAAGCCUCUCCGCCAACUUUUAACGAAUACGGUCCAGCCUCGCACGGUUCAUAGCAAUCUGAUCAUCCACCUUAUCCGUCUUCCCAAUAAUCCUCUCAAUAUGCCUAUUCUGUGUA
Mytilinidion resinicola is the source of this 3568-nucleotide messenger RNA. RefSeq lists its product as uncharacterized. Gene Ontology annotation, biological process: oligosaccharide catabolic process; mannose metabolic process. NCBI's taxonomy places the organism in Eukaryota, Fungi, Ascomycota, Dothideomycetes, Mytilinidiales, Mytilinidiaceae. Gene Ontology annotation, cellular component: fungal-type vacuole membrane. The record is from RefSeq and is a predicted model, not a curated record. The transcript has 7 exons. The coding region runs from base 24 to 3314 and encodes 1096 amino acids. Gene Ontology annotation, molecular function: alpha-mannosidase activity; carbohydrate binding.